Messenger RNA from Chanos chanos (milkfish), 5151 nucleotides. It is a transcript of the gene cep152, whose product is annotated as centrosomal protein 152. NCBI's taxonomy places the organism in Eukaryota, Metazoa, Chordata, Actinopteri, Gonorynchiformes, Chanidae. The transcript has 27 exons. Gene Ontology annotation, cellular component: centrosome. The record is from RefSeq and is a predicted model, not a curated record. Bases 1 to 5151 code for a protein of 1716 amino acids. Gene Ontology annotation, biological process: centriole replication.
AUGUCCAUUGACUUCGACAGUGCAGCCUUGCAGACUCAGCAUGACGAAGAGGAGUACGAUCAAGAGGAUUAUGCACGAGAACAAGAGCUGCACAAGCUCCUGACUGACCUUCCAGAUGACAUGCUGGAGGACAGCCGGGACUGCUCCUCUCCUGAGCUGGACUACUCCGACUGCAGUCACCACGACAACGAUGACAGACAACAACAUGGUGAGAAUGGACAAAUUGGGUGGCCACAUCAGUCCAGGCCUGCCUCCCCUGAGGAGAACUAUGAGGAGAACUAUGGUGAGGGUUCUUACCAUGAGGACUAUCCCUAUGAGAAUGGAACAGCCCGGCUGAAUGGCCAUGCUAAUCACCUUCAUAAUGGGACUGAACAUUUAGCUCAAGGCUGGGAACACCAGCAGGACCAGGACUACCAGCAUGACCACGGGGGCACUGGCUACUCCAGCAUUGACACAGAACAAGGAGGGGGCGAAAACGACUUCUCCGCCGGGGAGGGGUAUGCACAAGAACCUUACCACCAUGCUGUCGUCCACCCAGGGAGGGAGUACCACAGAGGAGAGGGGCAGGGCUAUGGAGAUCAUGCUAGUGUCGCAAGCCAUUUUCAGAAUUUUGACAACGAGAGACCUGGCAACAAAGCUGUGGAUUGUUACAAGGCCAGCUACAACCCACACCAGGCUGCCAGGCAGCCAGGUAUGUUUAACCCUCAAACUGCCCAUCAAGACAGUCGCUUUGACCACCUUCAGAGGGACUUUCUGGACUCAAAACAAAAUACUGUUGAGUCUCAAAGGCUUGCUCAGCUCCAGAUAAUCAACAAGGCCCAAUUAAGACAAAUUGAGGACUUGGAGCAGAAACUUGAAGACAGUAGGCGCAAGAUAAGAUACCUAGAGCACCAGUUUGCCAUUGUGAAAGAUGAGAAGGAAGGUCUUGCUGUAUCGCUGAAGGAGUCAAGUCAUCUGAUAGAGGAGUCAAAGGAGAGGGAGAGUCAGCUGCAAGGCAAAAUCAAAUCUCUGGAGAGACAAGUUCAGGCUCUGACUGAGAGAGAGCAAGAGAGCGUGAAGAAGCAGCGCGUGGCAGAGGCAGCAGUAGACAGCAUGCAGCAGCAGAUGAUGGAGUUGUGUCGUUCUGAAACACUGACGCGUGCUCGCGAGCAGCACGAUCGUGAUAUGACAGCCAUGAGAGAGCAGCAUGAGGCCAGACUCCUUAGUCUACAACAGAAACUUGACGCUCAAACACAGGCCUUACAGGAGCAGAUGGAGGCAGGCCAGAGGCUGAGAGAGCAGGUGAGGCAGUUGGAGAGGCAGAGAGAAGGGGAGCAGGUGGAGAGAGCCGCAAUCAUUAACACUCUCACACAACAGCUGGAGCAGAGCCAACAACAGUGUGCCAAGCUGCUACAGACUGGUUCUGUUCAAGAGAUGAGUCAAAUACAAAUGAAACUGCAGCAGGCCCAGUCAGCCCUGAGCAUCAGUGACAACAUGAACAAAACCCUGCAGGAGGAGCUGAGUGAUCUGAAGGAGCAGAUCACCCUGUAUGAGUCGGCCAUUAGACACGGAGCUGUUACUCUGGAGGUCAAUGGAGACUGGGAACAGCAUCUCUCUGACUCCUACGUGGAACUUGGCAUCAAGAAAGCCCACUGGAAAAACAGUAGAUUACACAGCACUCCCCUAAUAUCCGAGGUGGUGGAUUCCAGCAGCCUGCCUAAGGAGGACGUGGUGCGGGAACUGAAGUCAGAGCUGCAGCGUUGUCUUUCCUGUCUGAAAUCAAAGAGACAGAGGAUCAGUCAGCUCCAGCAGGAGCUCCAGACUUCUCAAAGGCAGGUGGAGGAACUGCACACCCAGCUGGACCAGGCAGAGAUUAUUGCCCGGGACUCCAAGGUGAAGGAGACAAGCCUGGAGAAACAUCUGGAAGCAACCAACAUGGCUGCUUCUCUGCACCAAGAGCUAGCCAAACUGCAGGAAGAGAGACAACACCUACAAGACAGAGUGGAGUCUCUGGAGAAGCAGAAUAAGGAGCUGAAACAGAGUGAGGAUAAAGUGAAGGCAGCCAAUGCUGAGCUGUGUACUAAAAUGAGGGAGAUGAUCCAGGAGCUAGACCAGGAGAAACAGGAGGCAACAGAGAGGUACGAGAGGACACAGCAGCAGUUUAGAGAUGAUGUGGUGAACCGUGUACGUCUUGAGCUGACACAGGAACACGCAGCUCAGCUGGAGCAAAUCAACAGCCUCCAUCAACAAGAGAUACAGCAACUAGAGUCAAAAGUAGCUGAGCUCAGUCAGGAGGUGCUGGCAGUACAAGAGUGUUACAUUUCUGUUUGCAAGGAGAAGGACAAACUGGAAGAAAACCUGCAGAGCCAGAUUGAAGCAGAGAAGAAAGAGAAAGAGAAUGAGAUAAGGAGAAGAGAGGAGUGUGAAGCAUCUCUACAGAGACUGAAAGCUGAUUUGGACUCUCGGCACCAGGAGGAUGUGGAACGACUCAAAGCUCAGUGGGCCGAAGAGAAGCAGGUUGAGAUUGAAUUGCAGGUCACUAGCCAGCUUGCUGCUGCCAAGCAAGCCUGGCACAAGAAACAGGAUGAGGUGGAGAGGGCCUGGACUCGCAGGCUUGAGGAGGCUGUGGAGGAGAGCAGAAAAGUCAGUUCCAGGGCUACUCAGGAGGAGGCAUCUCAGACAUCCAGCCCAGAGAACCGAGGCAAGCUCCUCACUAUGGAGGAGGUGGAGGCCCAGCUGAGUGCUCAGAGAGCCACGCUGCAGCGAGAAGCAGAGACAGCCCAAGAGAGAUCCGUGGAUGAGGCCGUCCGACGCAUGGAGAGAGAACUACAGCAGAAACAUCUGGAAGACCUGUCUCAACAGGUUGAAGAGGCUGUUUCCAGGGCUCAUGCCCGCUGGCUCCAGAAUUUGACCUCUUUACCUGAGUACAAAGCCGCACUCCAGACGGAGAGAGAGGAAUGGGACAGGCUCCAGCAGCAGCGAGUCCAAGAACAGAUGUUCACAUCCCUGAGGACAGCAGAAGACAGGUGGCAAGAGAGCGUUCGAGAGACACGUGAGGAGCUGGAGGAGUCUCAGAAAAGGAUUGGAGAACUUCAAGAGGAGGUGCGCUGCCUGAAGUUGAAGCUGGAGCUGUUGCGUGAGGAGUACGCUGCUGAACUGGCCAAAGCCCAGGAGACCUGGAUCAGGGACAAAAAGGAGGAGAUCUCCCGACUUUGUUCCCAGAACCAGCAGGAGAAACAGACCCUGCAGCAACAUCACCAAACCCAGUUGGAGCAGAGACUGGAGCAACUCAGGGAGGAGAUGCGGAGGAGGACCCAUGCAGAGAUCCAGGAAGUCCUAAGGAGUAGAGAAGAGGAAUGGAGAGCAGAACAGGAGCACCGGCUCCAGCAGCAGAGAUGCCAGGGCUUGGAGGAGCUGUUGGCUGAGCUCGGGGAGGUGUUUGAGGAGCUCAGGAGGGAGGGAGUGGAGAAGAAGGGGAGCAGCAGGGAAGGACAGAGCCUCAGGAGCAGCACUGCAGCAUCUGGAAGCUCAUUGAGAGCCCAGCUGAAAGAUGCCUGCAGGGAGACGCUGACCAAAACCUUAGCCCAUGCCAAGCAAGAGUGGAGAAGGAGCAGUGAGGAAAGACUGAGGCGUGUGCUGAAGGAAACCCAGGAGAGACAUGAGAAGGAGAUCAACCAAAUGAAUAACUCCGUGGCCCAGCAGAAGGAGGAGGCAUGUAACCGUAAGAGCUGUACUGAGACCGGAACCAAACUGCAGAAGAAAAUUCAGGAACUUCAGAAACACCUUGAGAAAGCCUGCCGUCAGCUCCAGCAGACCGUCCGCCAACACAAAACCACCUUGCAGAAACUUAAAGAGGAGCAUGAAGAAGCCCUGCAAAAAGAGAGGGAGAGCAACUUACAGACACUAGAAGAGCUGAAACAAUCGGUCAGCGCUGAUUCACCCUCAGGGGGUCAGCAGGCUCUGCAGGCAGGGCUGGAGGAAAUGAAAGAGCAGUACAUGAAAGCCGUGGAGAAGAUCAGAGGUGACAUGCUACGAUACCUGCAGGAGAGCAAGGAGAGGGCGGCCGAGUUGAUCAGAGUGGAGGUGCAGAGAGAGAGACAGGAUACAGCCCGGAGAAUGCGCCGAUACUACCUCACCUGUCUACAGGAGCUACUGGAUGAUGGGGGCCAGACAGCAGGUGCUGAGAAGAAAAUCAUGAAUGCUGCGAGCAAGCUGGCGGCCAUGGCCAAGGUGCUGGAGACUCCCAUGUCCAAGAAGAGACUGGUCAAAAAUCAGAACAGUCAGGGUGGGGCAUUGAAAAGAGAAGGUGCCAUUGAGGGCCAUCCAGGCGAAAUCUUAGGUGCCAUCUCAGGGCAGAGCGUUUCUGCCUCAGCUGAAACCCGUGAUCACCAUACGAGAGUGGAGAAGAUCCAUCACAGCCCACCUCUCACUGACAAUGACCGUAUGACUGGAAAAGCAAAACUGAGUGGUACCAAAUCAGCUAGUAAAAGCUCUCAUUUAGGUCAUCUGAAGACAGGAAGACUAAAAAGCCCCAAGGAUUCUGACACGAAGCCAAAUAUCUCACAGCCUCUUCUACAGUCUUUUAAACAUACCAGCCUUAUUGGCUCUGGACCAUCCUCUGCUCAGUGUGUUUUUAACGCUGACACCAGUGUGGCGAAUGUCACCGUACGGCAACAGGGCAGGGAAACAUACCUGCCGGGGAUGGAAAGCAGACGGUCUGAUGACCGUUUGACUGGACGGACGACUGUCGAGCCGUUUCACAUAGAAGAGCCACCUGUCAAAGACGAUGGACAAAGAGAGUGGAGUUUAAGCAGCAGCAGUGGAUCUGAUUUUAGCCACCAAAUUCCCUUGUCCUCGUUUCCCGGCAAGAGAACAGAACCAGUCAAACCGUUCUCUGUCACUGCCCGGUCUGCAGAAGAUCUGGAUGACUUUGGGAGUUUGUUGGGGGAGAACUCGGAUGCGACGGUAUAUAAGGAGAUUGUUAAAGGACCACCUUACUCACAACUCAAGUCAUGUACAAGCACAGGGAUACACGGUAGCAGAGAACCAAUCCCAGGGUUUGAGGGAGAGGAGGUGUCACACAGGCUGUGUUCAAAGAACCUUUUCUCAGAACUUACGGUUCAUCAUCAGGACAGUGGGUUUGACAGCCCUCAGUGUCUGCUUCAAAAAUAA